CAAGUGUAGGUGGCUAUACAAAUCUGAAGCCCCCGGUUAUCUAGUAGUCUAUUAGCGGUGUGCCAUAUAAGACGGCAUGAAACAGUGUUUCAAUAAAUUAACAGUAUCUUGUUUAUUAAAAGGACUACAGGAAUAAGGGAAAUAACAGAGGCAAUCCGAGAGAUAGAGAAAAGAACGAUAACUACUGUAAGCGAUGGAACACAGAAAGAAGAGUGGCUCUGUUUUGAAUGUGGCCAGUAAAAGAAAGUCUUCAAAGCCAAAGCAAAAGGGCAAGGCACAAGUAACCUCUAAGGAUCAGGAAAAGGAAGGUAAAUCAGCCCAAGAGAAACAGUCCAAGAGUGGGGAUUCAGAACCACAGAAGGUACAGAAGAUAAAGAUAACUCUAGGAGGAAAAAAGGCUCAGGAGUUUCAGAGUAACUUUGUUCCAGAGGAAGCCCCUGCUGACUCAGGGAGUGACUGCUCCAGUUCCUCUUCAGAAGACAGGGUCAGUGGUGCCGAUGACGAUCCCGGAACCUUCAGGAAACCUGUUUGCUGGCUAGAAACGAGGGGGGGCAAAAACAACACAGAUGAAGUCAAGGAGAAGGCCGAGUUAAGUUCAACAGGAACUUCAACAAGGAAAAGAAGAAAAACUGAAGCACAAGAAAAUGAGGGUCAUGACCAGAACUCAACAAAGCAAAUCAAAUCUAUAGGAAAUAAGCGAAAGAAUCUAAACGCAGCUGAGCGGCAAGACUUGAAAUCUAAAGGUCUGUGUGUGAAGAAAGAUCUUCCUCCUUAUCAAACAGGAAGUCAAGAGGAGAGAUGGCACCUGCAAAUUCUCGAUAAAGGAAGGGUGUCCUGCCCUACAUGUAAAGCAGUCGUCAGGAAAACAGUGGAAGGACUGAAAAAACACAUGGCGAAGUGCAAAAUGGAUCCUUUUACAUGUCAGCAUUGUGGAAAACAGCUGAAGUCUUUGACUGGAAUGAAGUACCAUAUUAUGGCAGAUCACAAUGACUUGCCAACUUUAGAAGAUGCAAAUGGGUUGGACAAUCAAGCAAUUAAAGACAAACUCAGAAAGGUGCUAAAAAGAAUGGGCAAAUUAAAAUGUACAAACAAGAGUUGUACAGCUAGCUUCACCAGUAUCAUGGGCUUCCUGUACCACAUGAAGAAAUGUGGUAAAGAGGCAUCAGAGCUGGAGAAACUGAUCCUGAACUGUCAGCACUGUGGAAAAACCUACAAGUCUAAGGCAGGAUUGGAUUACCAUCUGAAAUCAGAGCAUGCCCCUGAGCCACUGAGCAGCGAGGAGGAUGGUUUAAAGAAACCAAGAGAGAUGACUCAGGAGAGAACUGCCAGCGGCAGAUUGAAGAGGCGGUCGGCCCAGGUGGCUGUGUACCACCUGCAGGAGAUUGCCACCGAGGAGCUGUACAAGGAGUGGCCCAAGCGGAAGGUGCAGCAGGACCUGGUGCCUGAUGAGAGGAAGCUAAAGUAUGCAAGACCUGGGUUACCCGCUUUCAGUCAAGAAGUGCUGCGGAAAUGGAAAAGUGAAGUCAAGAUCCACAGGAAAGUGCAUUGCCCAAAUCAGGGUUGUGACUCUGUCUACACCAGCGUAUCUGGGUUGAAGGCUCACCUUUGCCUUUGUUCCAGGGGUGAUUUUGAAGCUGGUAAAUACAAGUGCCUGAUAUGUGAUAAAGAAUUCAACUCGGAGAGUGGAGUGAAGUACCAUAUCAACUCUAUUCAUGCUCAAGACUGGUUUGUUGUGAGCGCUAAAACAGCAAAACAUUUUGAAAAGCUGAUAAAGACCAAACAGAUGGAAGGUCACAGGAAGAGCUUGUCGAAGAAAAAACAGGUGCUGAAGCCAACCAGGAUUCGCAAAAGGCAGUUGGAAAAGAAGGCAGUCAUGAGCUCCUCUACUAGCUUGAAGAAGCGCCAUAGCAACUCGGAGAAAAAAAAGAAGGAGAAGGACUGCUAUGAUUUCAGUGGCAGCGACAGCCAGAGCAGCAGUGACAGCAGCUGUGGCAGCAAUGCUGAAGAAGAGGAAAAUCAGGACCAGGAACAGACGACAGGCGUAGUGGACCCUUAAGUCUGAAUCUAGCCAAACCUAAACUCUUAGGUAUUUUGUCCUUAGCAACGGUUUCGCACAUGGCCAUGGUGAAACUAAACCAAGAAAUUCUGAUCUGUAGAUCAGGCCACUGUUCCAGUUUAAUGAUUUACUGGGUUAAAGCAACUAUAAAAAGAAAAAAAUUGAUUUUUUUUUUUUAACAAAACAAUAUAUACUUAAUAACAUGUCAUAUAAACUAUGUCAGGUCUAACACAAGAACCUACAGAGCAAUAUUAAUAUGUUGCCCUGUCAAUUAUUAUUUUAAGGCUGUUUUUUCUUUUUCAUGAAACUAACACAUGGUUUUACAGCUUUUAAAAGAUCCAAGGAGGUAUACAAUGUAAAAAGGGCAAUGUUUCUGUUUUUGGUUUUCACUGAAGUUAUGCAUUGAGUAUUAAGAAAUAGUACUUUGAGCUGUUUUUUAUUAGACUUGUGAAACUGCAUGCGGUCACGUCUGCCGAACAUCGAUUGUUCACAAUAGAAUAUGACUUGCUAUGCUUUGAAGUGCGAUAGUGUCAUCGGUUGUUCUGCUUGCUUUGAAAUUACAUUUUUCAAAAUCAUGUAUGCUUCAUGCCAAUCCAUUACAUUUUCUGAUGACCAGAAAAAAGGGGAAUUGAAUCCCCUUUUCUAGAUCUAGAAUGCUUUAUCUUUUUUCAGGUACUGCACCAUGUAAAAUGUGAGAAAUGUAUUGUAUCUGCAUACAGUAUCUUGCAGUGCGAAAGGAAUGCUUAAGCUAUGUUGUUUGUCUGUAAGAUGCAUCUUGCCUGAUGACACUUUCAUCAUACUGUACAUAAAAUAUACAAGGCAAAGAAGAUUAAACACAUCCUUAUAAUUAAACACAUCUGUACUACUUUGUUUAAAAGCAUACAAACCAACUAUAUUUAGUUAAGACAGCUUAAUGGGGAGUCUGACUAGUAAAAUAAAACUUGCAAGCAAUUUGAAUUGGAAACUAAUAUCUGUAGUCUGGAACACAUACUCUGUGGUUCUUCGUUUCCCUUCCAUUAAACGUGAUUUAAAAUGUGUCAGACCUCAGGGUGAUAGAAUGUGAACUGAAGGUUGAAACAAACAGCAGCAAUACUGCAGUACUUAAUGUGCUUUCUUCUAUGCUGAUUAUUGGCUCCAAUGCACAGGUGUGUCACCACUCCAGUAGUACUGAUAGCACAGUACCAGUAAUGUCUAUUUAGGUCUACUCUAAUUGUCUUGUGUUUGGACUCGGGUUUUGAUCCUAAAUGUUGUUUGUCAGCUUCUUGUGCCAAUCUUAAACUGGUUAAUUCCGGUCCUAAACUUUUACACAUAGAAGUUGUUCAUGCAGUAUUAUCCCAUAUUUUACAAAUAGGGUGUACUGAAUGUUAUUAUGUUUUAACAGUAACCGCUAAUUGCAUUAUGCCUGUAUGUGUGCCCUGAGAAUAUUACAGAGGACCAAAGGAAUGUCAUUUUGUGCAAUUUGCUUCCUGUAAUAAAUGUAUUGGUGUUAUGUAUAAAAUAAAGUACAAAGAAAUACAGAAGUACAGUAAUUGACUAGUAAAAGCAGAGUCAUACGAUGUGAAUUCUUACAGUGAAGCUCUUCCAGUAUGCAAGUGUUGUGCUGUUAUAUUUAUGGAUCCGUAUUUAAACUAAUAUGCCUGUAUACAGCACGUUACAUUUUUUGUAUAAUGCAGGAUUUUUAUGGGAGAGAAAGGUUUCAUGUGGUAGUAUACAGAGAAAGCAUCAUUCAAGAAACCUAAAAAAUCAGUUAAAGUUUUAUUAUUUUAAUAUUUAUUUUAAAAUUACAACCAGUUAACACACAGUCUAUGUAAUUUUGAUAAACAUUAAAAAAAAAAAAAAAACAUCAAAUAUGUGUAGUCCAAUAAAACACAUUUAUAAAAGUGUAAUGUUUAUAAACUGGAAACGCUUUACAAUUCCAGUCAAAAAUGUUGUAUUCAUAGUACCCCAGUGUGUUUUAGGAUUUGAGACUUGAAGACAGUAUUGGAAUUUGAAUACAUGGUUAUGAUUAUUACAAAGUGACUUGCCUGUUUAGGAGAAUAUUUACUGCAGAUUAAGAACAGUGACUAUAUAAUAACCUUGUUAAUUAAUCUGUUAAUCAGAAAAAUAUUUUAAAUUGUUUUUUGUAAAGUUUUCAUAUUUUUUAAAUUAUAUUCCUGUACUGCUGUUGAAAAUUCCAGAUUUACAAUAAAAUGUUACACUA
Acipenser ruthenus (sterlet) is the source of this 4256-nucleotide messenger RNA. RefSeq names its product zinc finger protein 512-like. The transcript has 16 exons. The record is from RefSeq and is a predicted model, not a curated record. Bases 194 to 2056 code for a protein of 620 amino acids. Lineage: Eukaryota; Metazoa; Chordata; Actinopteri; Acipenseriformes; Acipenseridae. Gene Ontology annotation, molecular function: zinc ion binding.